Myzus persicae (green peach aphid) is the source of this 1283-nucleotide messenger RNA. RefSeq lists its product as uncharacterized. The transcript has 3 exons. Lineage: Eukaryota; Metazoa; Arthropoda; Insecta; Hemiptera; Aphididae. Bases 106 to 588 code for a protein of 160 amino acids. The record is from RefSeq and is a predicted model, not a curated record.
AAAAAUUCAAAAAAGUAAAAGCUACGGGCGCAAUGUCACACGAAUAUUUCGAUAAACACAAUCGCAAUCGACUAUAGUGUCGCGGGCAAACAACACACCUUUAUAAUGGUACCCAUCCGGACGUUUUUGACGUUAUCCAUUGCGAUUUUGGCCAUCGACGUGAGUUUCCAUAAUGUGCUAGUAGAAGCUGGACAAGCAACAAAAUAUCGGCAAAAGAAUUUGGCAACUCGUGCCGAAGCGCACAAAGAAACGUUAAGAUUAAGACAAGAAGGGUUUGAACAAAAAUUUGGUACGAUGACGGAACCGGUCAAAGAACAAUUGACCGAAAUUAAUUACAUUAUAAUCGAUCAUAUCUUGGAAAAUAGAUCAUUUCCAAAGUAUUUGAAAAAUGUGUUUGAGAUAUUACAAAAAUAUGCAGAGCGACAAAUUAAGACAAGAUUAGAAAAACUCAAAAAAGUUUAUAAAAAAUGGCAAAAACAAAAUUUCCCAGACAAGAAAAAAAAAUCUAAAGCUUUAAAAAUACUGCAGAAGCAAGAAAAAGAAAACAAAUUAUUACAGAAAAAGAAUAAAAAGAAUGAAAAAAAGUAAUCUUCAGCAAACAAUACUGAUAAGAACCCUAAAGAUAAGAAACCUACAGAUAAACAUUGAGGUCAACAUAAACCGUAAUAAAAUAGGUACUCAAAUAUUACCGGAAUAUUUAAACAUAUUUAUAACUGCUAAUACAUUUCUAUAUGAUUUAAGUAUUUUUAGAAUGAUUAUUAAAUUUUUGGUGUUAGACAAAAAUGAUUAAAAUCAUAUAUUAAUUGGUACAUUUGAGUUUUGUUUAUGCUUAUAAAAUAAUAAUAACAUAAUCUAAUAAAAUGUAUUCAAAUUAUUAAGUAUCUAUAUUUACUAAAAAUGAUAAACAAAUUGAUAAACUAUUGUGAAAACUCUUCAAUUUUUAUUAUUUCUUUAAUCGUUUAUGAUCGCUUAGAAUUUUUCACUUAUAUUAUUCAUUUAUUCAUUAUUUUUUUAUAUUAUAGGCACACAAUGAAUUAAAUCUUGUGUCAUUUUUGUCGUCAAAUUUUUUUUUUACACAGUUGUAACAACAACUGACUACUGAUUUUAAACGUAAAAUAUAUAUUAUACAUGGUUGUAUAACGUGUAUAAAUGUAUUAAAUCAAACAAAGAUUUCACAAAAAAAAGUGGACAAGUAGGUACGCUUUCCUGUAUAGUAGUUGUUGAGUAUGUCAUUAUUUUUUAUGUUAGAUUUGAAUUAAAUGAUAAAACAUUGCACAACGUAA